AUGGCACGGCUUCGGAAGGAAUCCUUUAGCGACGAUGAUCUGGAACUCGUCAGUUCCCAAGCGGCAAAUCUGUCUCUUCAUCAAGGCGUUCAAACGCCGCACAAGCUACCCAGCAAGCCGAGCAAUCCGGUCGACCUGACGGAUAGCCCAAUACCCACGAUCCAAACGCCGGCGGCUGCGACCCCAAAGCCAAGUUUCGGCCAUCCAACCCAGCUGACCCCACGUUUCGGUCAACAACAGAAAAAGGAUAACAGCCAUGUCUUUAUCCAGCGCAAGACCCGGCCAGAGUUUCACAGCGGCAUGUAUAGGAGUUCAGGUCCUCUGAAGCCGAAAAACGAGCCCAAAAAGGGACCGCCCUUGCAGAUGUUCAGCUCCUUGGGUGCGGACGCCCAGCCGGCCUAUCAAUACACUCAGCCUGCGGGGUCAUACGGGGAUCAGGUCUUCUACACAGAUCCGAACAAGGCUUCUGCUGACUUGAAAGCUUUGCUUGAGGGCAGCAUGGAGGACGAGGAGGAAGAGGAGGAAGAAGAAGUCGGCAAGACCGAAGAGAAGGCCGAGGAGAAGACAGAGAAACCAAAAGCAGAGACGAUUGAGGACGGGACUUUGGAAGGGAUCAAAGUCAAAUUGCUUCCUCACCAGGUGGAAGGGGUGAGAUGGAUGCGUGGGCGUGAAGUCCUGCAGCAAAAGAAGGGGAAGGUGACCAAGGGGGGCAUUCUCGCAGACGAUAUGGGUCUUGGAAAGACGCUGCAGAGCAUCUCGCUCAUCGUCAGCAACCCCAUGCCCAAGCCCGAGGACGAAGGGUGGAAAAAGCACUUCAGCCAAAUGACGAGGGCAACGCUUGUAGUGGCGCCACUCGCUCUCAUUCGGCAGUGGGAGGCCGAGAUCAAGGACAAAGUGUCUAAAGGACAUGAACUCCGCGUCUACGUGCACCACGGGCCGCAGCGGCUCAAAGACCCCAAGCUCCUCGCCAAAUACGAUGUGGUCAUCACCACAUAUCAGAUUCUGGUGUCUGAGCAUGGGAACAGCCACUCAGACCCUGCAAAGAGCCCACAAGUAGGCUGUUUUGGCGUCCACUGGUUCCGGGUCAUCUUGGACGAGGCACACAGUAUCAAGAACCGCAACGCCAAAGGUACAAAGGCGUGCUGUGCCCUUCGAUCCGAGUACCGCUGGUGCCUUACCGGCACGCCCAUGCAGAACAACCUUGACGAGCUCCAGUCGCUUGUCAACUUCCUCCGGAUCCCUCCUUACGACGACCUCGCCGAAUGGAGAGCCAACAUCGACGCCCCAAUGAAGAGCGGCAAGGGCCACAUUGCCAUCCGGCGGCUACACAGUCUGUUGCGUCUCUUCAUGAAACGGCGGACCAAGGACAUCCUCAAGGAAGAAGGUGCUUUAGUAGCAGGCGGCAAAAAGGCACUCGACGCGGCUAAGGAGAAGGCGAAGAAGGAAGGCCGGGACGAAGAAGACGUGCCCAAGCCCGCCUUCAAAGUCACCCAGCGCAAGGUCGUCACGGUCGAAACAGAGUUCUCCGAGGCCGAGCGCGAGUUUUACGACCAGCUUGAGGAGCGCGCCGACAAGAGUCUUGAGAGGAUGAUGAAGGGCAAAGUCAACUACGCCAAUGCCCUCGUGCUUCUAUUGCGCCUACGUCAGGCUUGUAACCACCCCCGUCUGUCGGAAACGAAGAUUGAAAAGGACAGCGAGGCCCUUGCCGCCGAGACUGUGCCACAGCUCAAGGCGGCCACUUCAGACGACUUGGAUGAUUUGGCCGAUGCGUUCGGGGGAAUGGGCAUCCAGACAAAGCAGUGCGAGAUGUGCUUGAAUGACCUGGAUAAAAAGGCGGCGGCUGCCGGUUUGCUACGCUGUACCGAGUGCGUCGAGAGCCUGCGCAAGGUCAACGACGAAAGCCCUAGCCGGAAGAAGCCUAAGAAGGACGGCAGGAGAGUCAGUGUGGUGAACGAAGAGAUCCAGAUCGAGAAGAUGGCAAAGCGGAAGCCCAAGGGCCGCAGGAUUAUCACUGACAGCGAUGAUGAAGAAGAUGAAGGGAGCUGGCUGGUUGGUGAAGACCAGCGUGGGUCUCUCCGCCUCGGCGUAGCCGGGGGCGAAGACGAUGAAAAUGCUGAGGGCGGCGGUGAGGACAUUGCCUCCGACGAUUCAGAUCACUCUUCGGAAGAGGAAGAGGGGAGUCAGCUGGACAGCUUCAUCGUCAAGGAUGAGGACGUACACGAAGGCGAGCAGGAAGAGUCCGGCUCUGACACGGACGACGAGACGUUCGUAUCCGUCUCCAAACUCAGCUCACAGGUCGUAUCCAAACGAUCCCCUUCCAACAACGGGCGUGGGUCGUCAGACGAGGGCGACGACGACGAAGGCAUCUCCGAGUCUAAGCUUCUCUCCGCCACCAACUCCGACUCGGAAGACGACGACCUCCCUGUCCGUCGCCGUGGGGCAAAGUCCGCCUCCUCCAAAACCAACAACAAUCGCAGCAGCAGAACCAACCCCGAUUCGGGCCACCACACCAUCAUGAUCUCAGCCAAAAUCCGCGAGCUCCUCUCCAUCCUCCGCAAAGAAGCCGCCGAGCACAAAUUCAUCGUCUUCUCCCAAUUCACCUCCAUGCUCGACCUAAUCGAGCCCUUCCUCCGCGCCCAACCAGGCCUCAAAGCCGUCCGCUACGACGGUAAAAUGCCCAAUGACGCCCGCGAAGCCGCCCUCCACGCCCUGCGCACCGACCCCCACACCCGCAUCCUCCUGUGCUCCCUCAAAUGCGGCUCCCUCGGCCUCAACCUAACCGCCGCCACGCGCGUCGUCAUCGUCGAGCCCUUCUGGAACCCCUUCGUCGAGGAACAGGCCAUCGACCGCGUGCACCGUCUCACGCAGACUGUCGACGUCGUCAUCUACAAACUCACCGUGGCCGGGACCGUUGAGGCGCGGAUUUUGGGACUGCAGGAUAAGAAGCGGAAGCUGGCGGAGGCUACGAUUGAAGGUGGCACGCGGAAGGGGAAGAAGGGGCAGUUGAAAUUGGGGCUGCAGGAGAUUUUGGAUUUGUUCAAGCAUGAUACCAAGUCGUCGCUGGGUGGGGUGGAUCCGAAUGGGUUGGAUGAGAAUCCGGUUGUGGUGGGGGAUAUUGGGAGUAUGAAGCGCGGGGGGGGGGUGAAGAAGAAGGAGCAUGAGGUGUAUGGGAGGCGGUGGUAG
Molecule: messenger RNA, 3183 nt
Organism: Dichotomopilus funicola
Lineage: Eukaryota; Fungi; Ascomycota; Sordariomycetes; Sordariales; Chaetomiaceae
Product: SNF2 family N-terminal domain-containing protein
Exons: 1
Coding region: 1-3183 (1060 amino acids)
Biological process (GO): DNA repair
Cellular component (GO): nucleus
Molecular function (GO): ATP-dependent chromatin remodeler activity; ATP binding
Source: RefSeq, a predicted model, not a curated record